This is a messenger RNA of Gorilla gorilla gorilla (western lowland gorilla), 1955 nucleotides long. It is a transcript of the gene EID1, whose product is annotated as EP300 interacting inhibitor of differentiation 1. Bases 303 to 866 code for a protein of 187 amino acids. Gene Ontology annotation, biological process: negative regulation of DNA-templated transcription. The record is from RefSeq and is a predicted model, not a curated record. Gene Ontology annotation, cellular component: nucleoplasm. NCBI's taxonomy places the organism in Eukaryota, Metazoa, Chordata, Mammalia, Primates, Hominidae. Gene Ontology annotation, molecular function: transcription corepressor activity. The transcript has a single exon.
GCAGCAUUACAAGCAGCAGUAGGGUUAAGUAACACAGAAACUGUUACGCUCUUGCAUGCAGGGUCCCUAGACACGAAGUUCGAAUCGAUGGAAACGUAGCUCAAAAGGCGACGCCAACACCGCGGAGAAAACAUUGAGCUACUCCAACCACAGUGGCGCGCCAAGCAGGAGGCGGUACCUGAGGACCACGUCUGCGCGCGGGGUUACGCAAGCGCGCAGCCUUUGCGCACGCGCACGAACGCACGGCCGCGCAGCAUCUGUCUUGCUGGAAGCUUUUUCCUAGAGGUUGAGCGGUUUGCACAAUGUCGGAAAUGGCUGAGUUGUCCGAGCUGUAUGAAGAGAGCAGUGACCUGCAGAUGGAUGUGAUGCCUGGCGAGGGUGACCUUCCGCAGAUGGAGGUAGGCAGCGGGAGCCGGGAGCUAUCCCUGCGUCCCUCCCGCAGCGGGGCCCAGCAGCUCGAGGAGGAAGGCCCAAUGGAGGAGGAGGAGGCCCAGCCAAUGGCGGCGCCAGAGGGGAAACGGAGCCUUGCUAACGGGCCCAACGCUGGGGAGCAGCCAGGCCAGGUGGCGGGCGCAGACUUCGAGAGCGAGGACGAGGGCGAGGAAUUUGAUGACUGGGAGGACGACUACGACUAUCCCGAAGAGGAGCAGCUUAGUGGUGCCGGCUACAGAGUAUCAGCCGCUCUUGAAGAAGCCGACAAGAUGUUUCUGAGAACAAGAGAACCAGCCCUGGAUGGCGGGUUUCAGAUGCAUUAUGAGAAGACCCCGUUUGAUCAGUUAGCUUUUAUCGAAGAGCUUUUUUCACUGAUGGUUGUCAAUCGUCUGACCGAAGAACUCGGCUGUGAUGAGAUUAUUGAUAGAGAGUAGUUAGAUGCUGUUAAAAGAGGAGGAAACUACUUGAGGAGGGACCCAACUUUCCGCUAUCUUUUGGGUUCAUUCCAAAUAGUUUUGUGCCAUUGAAAAACUUGACCUUCAAAAAAAUUUGUUUUUCAGAAUAGAAGACAAUAGGACAGUGACUGCACAGUUGUGAAAAAGGAAGAGAAUCAUUAAAGAAAAAGAAAAAAGAUUUUAAGACCAUUGAAAUCAGUUAUCAAGAAUGUCCUAAAACACCUAUGGCUUUGACUUUGUUAUUGAUCCAGAUUAUUUUCCUUGCAUUGGGGAAAAUAUCUUUCAUAUUUGUUUGCUGUAAAGAUGGUUUUGCAAGAAUAAGUCAUGACCAAGACAAACUGCCAAUACAAAAGCCCACUGAUACUAAUUAUAUAAUGAGAAAAAAAUGUAUCCAACUAGGACACAUAUAUUUUGAGUUAUUUGGACUGAAAGCUUAAGAAAACUUGGAAAAUUCUAUUUUGUGAUCUAGUCAAGCCACAGUUAUCAAAGGCUACAUUUUCAGUGUAAGAUAAAUGGAGUAUUCUUCAUUAUUCCAAAAGGAUGAGUAAACUCAAAUAUGUAUCACAUGUGCUUUGUAUCUUAAGAUGUGUUUCCAAGAGCAUCUGAAAUUUUGUUUGUACAUGUAUCUUGAUCAUUUAUAAAGCCACUGUGAUCUAUAAAUCAAGAAAAUCCAUUGUCAUAACCAUUUUUAAAAGUCAAAAAUUAAGACAUCCUUAAUUAAAAAGUUUCAAAUCUAGACACUAAAUGUGUGUGAAUGUACAAAGGAAACAAACCAUUGCUUAUGCUGUUAUAUGCUAGAGAAAUUUUGUUUUGCUUGCUGUUUUAACUUGACAGAUGAAAGACUUUAGUUGAACUUCAUAUUGUAAGAACUGUUAAUAAAAGUUGUCAAGUAAAAAGCCCUAUAUCUAAAAAGACUUUAUGAACAGUUAUUCUAUCAACUUUUAAAGGUUUUAAACCUGCCCAGAAAUUACCUUGGUAUCUGAAGUUUCCCUCUGUCUCCUCCUCUAAUUAAGCUUGUUAUUUGUUAUGCACCAGCAUUCGAGAUAAUAAAAUUUCUUGUUCUGUGUA